Molecule: messenger RNA, 6118 nt
Organism: Hyla sarda
Lineage: Eukaryota; Metazoa; Chordata; Amphibia; Anura; Hylidae
Exons: 3
Coding region: 251-5806 (1851 amino acids)
Biological process (GO): DNA integration
Molecular function (GO): nucleic acid binding
Source: RefSeq, a predicted model, not a curated record
AUUCUUCCACUGGGCAGGCAGCAUGUAUCUAUCUCUCCCAUGAGGUUUGGGACAUCAUCACCUUUUCACAGACUAAAAUAAAGUUGGAGUCCUCUGGUGGACAAUACAAGCAUGGGCUUCUGUUUACUGGAGUCUCUAACAAGUGUUUAGCUGUCCGUUUAGAACCACACAUAGUCAGUGUUUUGAGAGCGGAACAGUGAAAAGGUGAUAGCACAACAAGCCUGGAGAUAGUAGUUGCUGCACAGACAGAAUGAGUCUAAGAUCAGGAAGUCAGUAUAAUGCUGAAGAUCAGCUACCCGGGACACAUCAAGGCAGGGAGAGUGCGCCAAGUGUCCAGCAGGAUGAUGUACGCUCACGCUCAUCUAGAUCAGCAAGGUCCAGUCAGAUUUCAUCAGCAAGUGCCCUUUUUGCCAGGGCUCGCGCCAAAGCAGAGGCUGCUCGCGUUCAGCUAGAAUUUGCUGAGAAAGAGGCUGCCAUUAUGAAGGAAAGAUCAGAGAAAGAGGCUGCCAUUAUGAAGGAAAGAUCAGAGAAAGAGGCUGCCAUUAUAAAAGAAAAAACUGAACAGGAAGCAAAGUUGCAUAUUCUUCAACGUCAGUGUGCAGCCGCUGCUGCAGCAGCAGAAGCAGCAGCUUAUGCGGAUAUUGAGCGGUCUGGAAUGGAAUCUAUCCACGAAGGCCCAGAUGUGCCCGAGAAACCGCUUUCCUCUGCAGAACGCACUAGGGCGUAUGUCCAAGAUAUUUCAAGUGGCAGCUCAACAAUACCGUUUCUCAAUCCAAAGUCAGCUGAAUUUAAACCAAAACCAUCAGAACUCCUGAGCGCACGAAAACAAACCCAUGAGGCUGGCAGUACCAGAGUGAUAAAAGAAGAAUCCUCACCGCAGCAACCCAAACACCAGAGCAUGCGAGACGUCACUAAAUAUCUUAUCCGUAAAGAAAUGGUUAAUACAGGCUUCCUCAAGUUUGAUGACUGCCCAGAAAAUUACUGGGCAUGGAAGGCUUCUUUUCUGAAUGCAGUCAAAGACUUGGACUUAACAGCAGCUGAGACGCUAGACCUGAUGGUAAAGUGGCUUGGGUCUGAGUCUGCAGAGCAUGCAAGAAGGAUGCGCAGGAUACACCUAUUUAACCCUUCAGUAGGACUCGAUAUGGCCUGGCAAAGGCUAGAAGAAAGAUAUGGAUCACCAGAGGCAAUUGAAGGUGCUCUGAUGAAAAGACUGGAGUCUUUCCCUAAGCUAAACAGCAAAGACAAUUUAAAACUGCAAGAGCUGGGUGAUAUUCUUUGGGAAGUCCAGUGUGCCAAAGAAGAAGGUUAUUUAAGGGGACUUGCACAUUUAGAUACUGCCAACGGUACUAAGCCUAUAGUGGAGAAACUACCUCACCACCUGCAAGAGAAAUGGGUGAGUGUUGGAGCUAAAUACAAAGAAGAACAUGGUGUCCCCUUCCCCCCUUUCUUUGUGUUUUCUAGGUUUGUACAGCAGCAAGCUAAGAUGAGGUGCGAUCCCAGUUUUUCCUUCAUCACCAGCAGCCAACUGCCUAAGGCAGAAAAGCCACCUAGAUCCUACAAUAGGACUUCAGUGAUCACCCACAAGACAACAGUUCCCUCUGAGGACCCAGGAGAUUCAAGCAGCUACAAGGUAAACACCUUUGAAGGCCCUGACAGACUUUGCCCACUUCAUAAAAAGCCCCAUCCUCUAAACAAGUGCAAAGGGUUCAAAAGUAAACCUAUCAAGGAAAGGUUAGCCUUUCUUAGACAAAACGGCAUAUGCUUCAAGUGUUGUGAAUCCACCAAACAUAUAGCUAAAGACUGCAAAAUACAAGCAAAUUGCUCAGAAUGUGGCAGUGACAGACACAUCUCAGCUCUGCACCCCAAUACUUUGCAUCAACCAUUAGAGGUCACUGAAACCCCAAAAGAUGAGGGCAGGGAGCAAAAAGAUAAAUCAGCUAUCCCAGUAAUGUCCAAAUGCACUGAAAUCUGUGGUGACAGUACAAAUCCACGCUCAUGUUCCAAGAUCUGCCUAGCAACAGUGUACCCCACAGGGAAAAGAGAAAAGGCAGUAAAGAUGUAUGUGGUUCUGGAUGAACAAAGUAACAGGUCGCUGGCAAGGUCAGACUUUUUUGAUGCCUUCAACAUUACAUCAAGGGCAGUUCCAUACACCCUAAAGACAUGUGCAGGAGUGAUAGAAACUUCAGGGAGAAGAGCUACUGACUUUACUAUUGAGUCUCUUGACAAAAGGAUCCAUCUCUCACUUCCCACUUUGAUAGAGUGUGAUAUGAUACCAGAUGAUAAAUCAGAGAUCCCUACACCAGAAGUGGCCCUUCAUCAUCCUCAUCUUAAUGCAAUAUCUCACCUUAUUCCAGCUGUCCAGACAGACGUCUCUAUUCUUCUACUUCUUGGAAGAGACAUUCUACAGGUGCAUAAGGUACGCCAACAAAUUAAUGGACCAUUUAAUGCCCCCUAUGCGCAAAGACUUGACUUGGGGUGGGUUAUAGUAGGAGAAGUUUGUUUGGGAGCAGCUCAUCGGCCUGACAGUGUCAACACUUCUAAGACAUCUGUGUUAACAAAUGGACGCACGUCCCUUCUCAGUCCAUGCCAAAACAGCUUUGUUGUUAAAGAAACCCUAAAACCAUACUGUGGCUCUCCUUCCAGUUAUGAUAGGAAUAUUAGUAGUGGUCUGAAGACCGACAAUUUAGGGAACUCAGUGUUCCAGAAGACAAAAGAUGAUGACAAACAAGCAAUGUCCAUAGAUGAUCAAACCUUUCUCCACAUCAUGGAUAAAGAGACUUUCCAAGAUAAGAACAACAAUUGGGUAGCCCCUUUACCUUUUCGCAAACCAAGGUGUUAUUUACCUAGUAACAGAGAGCAAGCCAUGAAGCGCUUAAACACACUACGCAAAACUUUGCAAAGAAAGCCCGAAGUGAAAAAAGACUUUACAGAAUUUAUCAAAAGGAUGCUGGACAAUAAUCAUGCUGAAUUAGCACCAUCACUGGAUAAAGUGAGAGAGGACCAUCGAGACUACCUGCGUUUCCUGUGGUACAAGGAUAACGACAUAGAUAAAGAGGUAACAGAGUACAGAAUGAGAGUACAUGUUUUUGGUAAUAGCCCUUCCCCCGCUGUUGCCAUAUAUUGUAUGCGGAAAGCUGCCCAGAAAGGUGCAGAACGUUAUGGUCAAGAUGCCAAGCACUUUGUGAUGAGACAUUUCUAUGUAGAUGACGGACUUGCUUCAGCGAACACACCUGAAGGAGCAGUUAACAUUCUCAACAAAGCAAAACAAAUGCUGGCAGAGUCUAAUCUGCGACUACAUAAGAUUGCCUCUAACAGCAAACAAGUCAUGGAAGCUUUCACCGCAGAAGACAGAGCUAAAGACCUCAAAGACCUUUGCCUGGGAACAGACACCCUUCCAUUGCAGAAAAGUCUAGGCCUAAGCUGGGAUCUAGAUAAAGACUGUUUUGUGUUUCAGGUUUCUUCAGCAGAAAAGCCAUUCACAAGAAGAGGGAUCCUAUCCACUGUUAACAGUCUCUACGACCCUCUCGGGUUUGUGGCACCAGUCACCAUAAAAGGUAAGGCCUUAGUUCGUGAACUAUCAAGUGGAGAAAGUGAGUGGGAUGCCUUACUUCCACAAGAAAGACUCCAUGAGUGGGUCCAAUGGACAGAGUCUUUACAAGCCUUACAAUGUUUACAAAUAUCCAGGUGUUAUGUACCUCUUUCAUUGUCACAGGCCUGCAAAAAAGAACUGUACAUUUUUUCAGAUGCAUCUGUUAUAGCAAUAGGUGCCGUUGCUUACUUGAAGGUAAGCGAUGUAGGAAAUGUCUGCCAUGUUGGAUUUGUUAUGGGAAAAUCCAAGCUAAGUCCUAGGCCAGCACACACAAUCCCACGUCUAGAGUUAUGUGCAGCUGUACUAGCGGUUGAACUGUAUGAGCUAGUGAGAGACGAGAUAGACCUAGACCUAGAUGCUGUGAAAUUCUUUACAGACAGUAAAACAGUCCUAGGCUAUAUCUGCAACACUACAAAGAGAUUCUUUUUAUAUGUUUCUAAUCGGGUGAACAGGAUCAGACAAACAACACGUCCAGAGCAAUGGUUCUAUGUGCCCUCAGAACAAAAUCCUGCAGAUUAUGCUACCAGGCCUACACAGAUAGCUUGCCUUCAGAACUCUAUAUGGUUUUCAGGGCCAACUUUUCUGUAUCAGACGGCUGUAGAUAGUCCUGACACCAAUGUUUACCCUUUAGUGGAGCCCGAAGCUGAUCCUGAAAUUAGGUCAGAAGUAGUAAGCUUCAGUACUAAAGCCCUUGACGCUAGACUGCAGCCACAUCGUUUUGUAAGAUUUUCGGACUGGAAGAGACUGAACAGGGUUAUAGCGAAGUUAAUCCAUGUUACCAAAAGCUUCCAAAAGAAACCUAAUGAUGAUCAACCUGGAAGUUGGAGAGUUUUCCAUGAAAGGGUUAGUUUAGAAGAACUUUCACUAGCCAAGAGAGUUAUAAUUUCUUCUGUACAGCGCACAUGUUUCAGGCAAGAAUAUGACUGUAUUGAACAGCAAAAGAUGCUUCCUAAACAUAGCCGUCUUACAAAACUAAGUCCCUUUAUAGAUCAAUAUGGAUUAUUGAGAGUAGGUGGCCGUUUAUCUUAUGCCACGCUGUCAGAUGAAGAGAAACAGCCUGUCAUCAUUCCUCACGAUCACUACAUUGCUACCUUGAUCAUAAGAUAUUAUCACAGUCAAACAGUACACCAAGGGCGACACAUUACUGAAGGUGCAAUCAGAGCUGCAGGAUUCUGGAUUCUUGGUGGAAAACGUCUAGUGUCUGCAAUCAUUCACAAAUGUGUCGUAUGCCGUAAGCUCAGAGGGAGAUUUGAAAGCCAAAAGAUGGCAGAAUUACCAAAAGAUAGAGUCAAUCCUGAACCUCCAUUCACUAGUGUGGGUGUUGAUGUGUUUGGUCCCUGGGAAGUUGUAACACGCCGAACUAGAGGAGGCAGCGCUGACAGCAAACGCUGGGCUGUUCUUUUCACGUGUCUUUCUAUAAGAGCAGUGCAUAUAGAAUUGAUUGAGUCCAUGUCAGCAUCCAGUUUCAUCAAUGCUCUGAGAAGAUUCUUUUCUGUGCGUGGUCCGGCUAAGUUGAUUCGCUCAGAUAGAGGUACAAACUUUGUAGGAGCAUGCAAGGAGCUGCAUAUAUGCUCAAAUGAUGCAGAACUUCUAGAUUAUCUCCAAGACAAAGGAUGUACAUGGCUCUUUAACACUCCACACUCAUCUCACAUGGGAGGUGCUUGGGAGAGAUUAAUUGGUGUGGCUAGACGAAUUUUAGAUGCAAUGUUGCUCCAAUCCAAACCCACUCACCUGACUCAUGAGACUUUGAGUACUUUCAUGGCAGAAGUUAUGGCCAUCAUUAAUUCAAGACCUUUGGUACCAAUAUCUACAGAUCCAGAUAACCCAACAGUUCUUACCCCUGCUAUGCUCAUGACCCAAAAGGUAGACUCUUUAUCAGCCCCCUGUGGAGACUUUAGUACAACAGAACUUCAUGCAAAGCAAUGGAAACAAGUCCAAUGUCUGGCUGAUACAUUUUGGAAGAGAUGGAAGAGAGAUUACCUAUUUACCUUACAGAGUCGCAAGAAAUGGGCAGAGACUGGUCCCAAUAUCAAGGUGGGAAAUGUUGUGUUAUUGAAAGAUAUUCAAGAAAGCAGAAAUAACUGGCCUAUGGGAAUUGUCACAAAUACGUUGCCAAGUAAAGAUGGUAAUGUCAGAAAGGUUGAAGUAAAAGUCACGAAACAAGGGACUGUUAAAGUGUACGCCAGACCAGUUUCUGAUGUCAUUGUUCUCCUUUGAGUAUUUCUAUUCUGUUAUUGGCUCAAUACAUAACUAAGAGCUUGUCACUGAGAGUUUUCAAAUGUGACAUUUGCCACGAGCUGAAUUCCAUUCUGUGGAUUACAAAUGGGGUAGGAGAUAGUUUGGCCUAGUGCGGCUUCUCCUAUCUGAAGAUGGGUUUAUGGACAGAACUAUUUCUUCAUGUGGAUUACCAGCUUGAAGUGCCACAGCCAAGAGACACUGAUAUUGUGGACUUAUGUUAUAGUUUGUUACUAGUUCUGGUCAGGAACACAAUAUCUUAUUAAUAUGUUUUUCCCUGUACAUCAGAUAUGU